Molecule: messenger RNA, 1633 nt
Organism: Blastocystis hominis
Lineage: Eukaryota; Bigyra; Opalinata; Blastocystidae
Exons: 12
Coding region: 359-1612 (417 amino acids)
Biological process (GO): tRNA splicing, via endonucleolytic cleavage and ligation
Cellular component (GO): nucleus
Molecular function (GO): polynucleotide 5'-hydroxyl-kinase activity
Source: RefSeq, a predicted model, not a curated record
UACAGAUCUUCUUCUUUAGUAUAUUUUUGUUUCGACGAUGGCUAAUUUUGCGGAGUGGCUGAGUACACUAAGUCCUAUCAGCAUUGUUCUUCUUGGUGCCCUUGUUGGCUUCAUUAUGUUUGCCGCUGAAUACGGAGUGGGCCUGCUCGUGAAGAAGUACUUCCCCGAAGAAGAAGAGAAUCCCGCUCUCGGUGCCCCGAAACCUGCCGAUAUUCCCUCCAGCAGCGAUAAACCUAAAGCGGAGUAACACCAUAAUAUGAAGGAUUGUAGUUCGGUAUUUGAAUGAUAAUGAUUUGUUUGUUUUAAGAGCCUUGAACAGAAGCAGAUUGAAUACCCCAAAUCAUACAGUAAAUUAGUGAUGAACACAUCGAACUACGAUAUUAGACAGGGAAACGAGCUUCGAAUUCAAUGCGACAAAGGAGAACCUGUCACAAUUGAGGCGAUCCAAGGGUCUGUGGAAGUAAAUGGAUGUAAAUUGCUACAUAAACAAGUGUUCGCUAAUCUCUCUUUUGGUAUAUAUGCUUGGGACGAUUCGAAGGUUUCAAUUCAAGGGUCAAUCAAAAAGUCCUAUUUAGCAACUUCAAGCCUUGUUCCUUACUGCGUAGAUGUUCACCAAAAGUUACAAGCCGAACGAGAAAAGGUUUCUCCCUAUACUGCGCGCAAAGCUCCUCGCGUGCUUAUUUUAGGCCCCCAAUUAGUUGACAUUUUCUCGAUUGCGCGCACGCUUGUGGAAUACGCUGUUCGAUGCGGCGAAUCGCUGCUCUACCUGGAUUUCGAUGUCCGCAAAGGCAACAUCACCGUUCCGGGCUGCAUGUCCGCCACGGUAUGCACGCGCGAAGCGCACUUGGCGACCAACGCGCAGAACUACGUUCUGUCCCCAACCGUGGAGUUCUUCGGAUUCCAGAAGUGCAUGGACAACUACCAGCUGUUCCGGAGCUGCAUGAACGCGCUGCUGGAUCGCGUGGAGGAGCGAAUGCGCGUCGACGAAGCGGUCCAACACGGCGGAAUCAUCGUGAACGGAGGGUCCUGGUACUCGGAGGACGGCUCUCUCCCGCUUCUCAAAGAGCUGAUGGAUCGACUGCAGUUCGAUCUGGUGUUGAUUCUGCAGGACUCGCCGAUCAAAGUGGGGUCGGGCCGAUUCCCGUCGCUGAGCGUGAAGAUGUUCCCUCCGGUGGACCAUCUGUGGAGCAAGCCGGAGCAGGACAUGCUGGAGUGCAACAUGGCGAUCGAUUGGUACUUCUACGGCGUCGCGGAGGAGAACUUCUAUCUGGCCAAUCCCAACCAGUUAACGCGGCCCAUGGACGAGCUGACCAUCGUGUCCUUCGCGGACCAGCGCGAGAUGGAGGAGACCAAUAAAAUCGCUCCGGAGGCGCGAAGCACGGAGGCCUGGCUGAAGCCGAUGCCAGUGCCCAUUGAGAAGCUGCCCAAUCAGAUUUUGGCGGUAACGGAUGCGAAGAGUGUGGAUGAAGUGCGGAAGGCGUCCGUUCUGGGAUUCGUGUUUGUGGCCGGAGUGGAUUUGUCUAGAAAGAUGCUGAAGUUGGUUACACCGGCGGGAGGAGACUUGCCGGGAACGAUUUUGGUGAAAGGAAGGAUUGAGUGGUCGAAUUCUUAACUUGUAUUCUGUUGUUGAUUC